Molecule: messenger RNA, 2725 nt
Organism: Solea solea (common sole)
Lineage: Eukaryota; Metazoa; Chordata; Actinopteri; Pleuronectiformes; Soleidae
Gene: arsj
Product: arylsulfatase family, member J
Exons: 2
Coding region: 365-2086 (573 amino acids)
Source: RefSeq, a predicted model, not a curated record
UUAGCGCUCAGUCACCGGUGUCUCUCUGCUGGGAUGGACCGCUGUGUGUGACAGGAUGGAGGACAUCAGCUGCGGUGGACACGCUGCUCCAGACUGUGUAGCGUUUGCGUGGAGUGUGAAAUCCUCUUGCGCGUCUUCCGACGCACACGCAGACUCGCUGUGCGCUUGAGUGAACUUUUAUUGAGUUAGUCUCGGACACAUCAGCUGUUCACGGGGGUGCGUUUGUUUUCCACGUGGACGUUCAAAGUGUCAGAGGAAGAAAAAAAAAAACCGAUGCGAGCCCGAUUUCCAUGCGUCGCCGUUCCCCCGGAUCAUGUGCACCACCACCACCGCCACCACCGCUGCUGCUGAAUCCUCCUGAAACAUGUUCAUGCUCUGGGUCCCGGUGAGUCUGUUCCUCGGCUUCAUCGUCGCGCAGACGUGGAGCGUUCAAAUGUCGUGGGAGAACUGGGACGCCGAGCAGCUGCGCAACCGGGGCAACGAGUUCGAGAAGGCGCAGGCGGGCAGCUCGCAGCCGCACAUCGUCUUCAUCCUGGUGGACGAUCAGGGUUUCCGGGACGUCGGUUACCACGGCUCCGAGAUCAAGACCCCGGCACUGGACCGGCUGGCGGCGCAGGGAGUGAAACUGGAGAACUACUACGUGCAGCCGCUGUGUAGUCCAUCCAGGAGCCAACUCCUGACCGGCAGGUAUCAAAUCCACACUGGCCUUCAGCACUCUAUCAUCCGACCUACCCAGCCCAACUGCCUGCCCCUGGAAAAUACCACCCUGCCCCAGAAGCUCAGGGAAGCAGGGUACUCCACUCACAUGGUGGGCAAGUGGCACCUGGGCUUCUACAAACGUGGUUGUCUCCCCACCCAGCGUGGUUUUGACAGCUUCUUCGGCUCCCUGCUCGGCAGCGGGGACUACUACAGUCACUAUAAAUGUGAAGCGCCCGGUAUGUGCGGUUACGAUUUGUACGAAGGGGAGGAAGCAGCUUGGGAACAGGACCGCGGCUUGUACUCUACUGUGAUGUUUACUCGAAAGGCUAUCGGUAUUUUAGCCAAUCACAACCCUCGCAAACAACCUUUGUUCCUCUACUUAGCCUAUCAGGCUGUUCAUUCCCCGCUGCAGGUUCCUGCCCACUACCUCGAGCGCUACAAGGCCAUCCCGAACUUGAAUCGCCGUAAAUAUGCCGCCAUGGUGACUUGCCUCGAUGAAGCUAUACACAACCUCACGGUAGCGCUAAAGCGCUAUGGUUAUUAUGACAACACAAUUAUAGUGUACUCUUCAGACAACGGAGGCCAGCCAUCAGCUGGUGGAAGCAACUGGCCCCUCAGAGGGAGUAAAGCCACCUACUGGGAGGGGGGUAUCAGGGCUGUGGGCUUUGUUCACAGCCCCCUGUUGGUGAACAAAGGGACAAAAUGCCGAUCUCUGGUCCACAUCACGGACUGGUUCCCUACUCUGUUGACUCUGGGUGAAGGGACAAUAGACGAAGAUCUAAAUCUGGAUGGGUACGACGUGUGGGAGGCUAUCAGCGAAGGCCGCCAGUCGCCUCGACAGGACAUUCUACAUAACAUUGACCCAAUUUACAUCAGAGCCAAAAACGGUUCAUGGAAGGCUGGGUACGGCAUAUGGAACACAGCCAUCCAGGCUGCGAUCCGUGUGGGCCACUGGAAGCUCCUGACAGGUGUUCCUGGGUACAGUGACUGGGUGCCACCACAGACCUUCUCCAGCCAGCGGCUAACCAACCGCUGGCAUAAUGAGCGCGUGCGUUGGGACCGAGGUAAAUCCCUCUGGCUCUUCAACAUCACAGCCGACCCUUACGAGAGAGUGGACUUGUCUCUGCGCUACCCACACGUGGUGAAGAAGAUGCUAAUGCGGCUAGCGCAGUACAAUAAGACCGCAGUGCCGGUGCGCUACCCAGCCAAAGACCUCCGUUCUAACCCUCAGUAUAAUGGGGGCGUUUGGGGACCCUGGUUCAAGGAUGAGAGGGACAAGCAAGGGGAGGAAGAGAGAGACAAUCAUUUGUUCUCCAGCCAUCUUGGAAAAAGAAGGUGGAAGAAUAAAUCAAAGAGCAGAAAGCUGAAAAGGAGGGUAGAUGGCUAGCUUGCCCCAUUUGUGAAAGACUUAAGCUGCCUUUUCUCAGGGAUUGACACUUCCUGUUUCAGGAUUGUCCUCGUUAUAGGCUAAAGAACUCAUGUUCGUUUUAACUUGACUCCAGUUAAUACUGUAUGAAAAAUCAAAGCAGAUGGAGCUUAUGAAAUGCCUCAACAGAAUAAGGAAAGGAUCCACUCGUUCAAACACUACUGUCAUGCCCAGACACAGCUAAAACCUCAUGUUAAUGUUCGGGGCAUUUAAAGAAUGUUUAUUUUUCUAGAUUGUGUUGCAUGCUUGAACUGUUGUCACCUUUUUGAAUUGCUCUGUAUACUCAUGUGUCACUUAGAGUAGCAAAUCGAUAUUCAUAGACAGUUGCCAUAAAUUAUGGUAACAGGAAUAUAUAUAUAUAUAUAUAUAAAAAAAAAAUCAUGAUUCUAUAAUGUUAUUGAUUGCAGCGAUGCAGUCUUGUGGACACAGAUGUAGGAUUUAUGUGACGUGUGAGUUGAUGUGUGUUGGUUUUAUAAGCACAGUCUGUCUGAACUCAAAAAUAAUAGAUUCGGUUCUCUCUUCUCGAUGACGUCUGGUCCGGCACCAGGCCAACCUGAAUGUAAGACAAACUAAAAAAAAAAUAAAAGCUCCAGACACAAA